UAAAAAUCCUGAACGACUCAUCUAUUUUUGUGCAUAGACAAUACAAAAACUGUGCGAACUGCAAAAAUGCAAACCAAAACAUAACCUAAAUGUUUUUUAACUUAUGCACGGAAAGCAAAAUAUCAUCAUUUACUUCUAAUUUAAAAUGACUGAAGCCCAAGUUGGUUUCUUGUACAACAUAGCUGCCGCUGUGUCUUGUAGUCAAAAUGAAACUACCAAUACUUUACUCAAAAGUUAUUACUUAAUGCGGUGUAAAAACAUAACUAGAGGAUAUGGACUUCCAGAAAAGCAGUUUUCUUCUUUUAAAAGAUGUCCAAAGUGCUGUAUUGAAUGGAGAAGUAACACCAAAGUUGACGUGCGGUCUAUAAAGUUAUCAAAAAGACAAAGAAAGAGACUAAAAUCACGUAAAGUUAAAGAAAACAAGAAGGACUUUGUUAGAAAUAGGAACAAGUUAUUGCACAGUAAUGAAGUGGCACAACUAUGUUCUUUUUGUAAUAAGACUAAUGUUACUGCUUUCCCAAAACCAACAAAGCCUGUGCUGAAACACACAAUAACAACUGCUGGACACAAUAACAAGGUUGCAGAAAGAGAAGCAACAACCACAGCUAGUUCAGUAAAAGAUCCCCCAAAAUCGAUAGUGAAACCAGAGGUGAAGAAAAAAGAAAUAAAUGUCUAUGCAAAUUCACUGGAUGUUUUUUCAAUACAAAAUAAAAAUAACGAAUUAAAGACUAAGGAGAAACCAAAAGUGAUUAAUAACAAUAAAAGGAAAAAAGACAAAUUUGCAGGAUUAUGCCAAAAGGCUGUAUUGGCUUCAGCAAAAAUUAAAGAGAGAAAGGAUAAACAAAACAAGAUUAAUUUAUUUUUGAAACCAUCAUUGUAAAUAAAGUUUAUAACAUCACAUA
This is a messenger RNA of Trichoplusia ni (cabbage looper), 902 nucleotides long. RefSeq lists its product as uncharacterized. Lineage: Eukaryota; Metazoa; Arthropoda; Insecta; Lepidoptera; Noctuidae. The coding region runs from base 146 to 880 and encodes 244 amino acids. The record is from RefSeq and is a predicted model, not a curated record. The transcript is spliced from 4 exons.